Molecule: messenger RNA, 2678 nt
Organism: Sesamum indicum (sesame)
Lineage: Eukaryota; Viridiplantae; Streptophyta; Magnoliopsida; Lamiales; Pedaliaceae
Product: putative NOT transcription complex subunit VIP2
Biological process (GO): regulation of DNA-templated transcription
Cellular component (GO): CCR4-NOT core complex
Source: RefSeq, a predicted model, not a curated record
GAUUUUACGAGAACCGCGACUUUAUCCUUUCACCUGAGUUCCAAUUUGGGGGUUGUUCGGACGCUUUUUUGGAUUUAAUAGUAGCAAUUGCUAUUUGCAGCAGCUGUGCGCUAAUUUGCAGUGUUAAAGUUUCUAGGGGUUUGAGUCCGUUCAAUCAAUCAAUUUUCUUUUUCAUUUUUUUCGAUUACUAUUACUCUCUCGUCUCUGCGACAAACCGACGCUCUCUCCAGAAGUCUAGAUUUUUCGCGUAUAGAUCCGUGUCCUGUUCGGGAUUUUACAUAAUCACAAAGGAGGCUCCAAGUCCUAUAGAAUAGCUUUGUGAAUUGAAGGAGAGAGAGGAAAGCAGCUGCUUCUGCAGGAAAAGUUCUCUUGAUGACAUUUUGACAUUUUUGCAAUGUCAGGGUUGCUCAAUUCAUCAAUAAACGGAUCAACUUCAAGUCUUCCGGACAGUACAGGACGCUCAUUUUCUUCAUCUUUUUCUGCUCAGUCUGGUGCUGGUUCUCCUGUUUUUCAUCACACUGGAAAUAUGCAGGGCCUGCAUAAUAUGCAUGGAAAUUUCAAUGUCCCAAACAUGCCUGGUGCACUUGGAUCAAGAAGUACAACCAUGAAUAAUGUUCCUCCCAGUGGGGUGCAACAAGGAGCUGGCAACCUUUCUACUGGACGAUUUGCAUCAAGUAACAUCCCAGUUGGUCUUUCUCAGAUAUCUCACAGCAGUGCACAUGUUCAUUCAGGGAUGACGAGUAGAGGUGGUAUGGGUGUUGUCGGAAACCAAGGAUAUAGUAGUAGUACAAAUGGAGUGGGUGGUUCUAUUCCUGGAAUUCUCCCAACCUCUGCUGGAAUUGGCAAUCGGACAACUGUUCCAGGUCUGGGCGUCUCUCCUGUUCUAGGAAACACAGGGCCCCGGAUUACAAGCUCGGUGGGGAGUAUGGUGGGUGGGGGCAACAUUGGCAGAAAUAUUAGCUCUGGUGGAGGUCUAUCAGUCCCUGGACUUGCUUCUCGCCUAAAUUUAACUGCCAACAGUGGUUCUGGAAAUCUAAACCUGCAAGGACAAAAUAGGCUGAUUGGCGGUGUACUGCAACAAGCUUCUCCACAGGUAUUAUCAAUGUUAGGCAAUUCCUUCCCUGCUGGUGGUGGUCAUUUAUCACAAAACCAUGUUCAAUCUGUGAAUAACCUUUCUAGUAUGGGCAUCUUGAAUGAUGUGAAUUCCAAUGAUGGUGCCCCUUUUGAUAUUAAUGAUUUCCCUCAGCUGACUAGUCGUCCCAGUUCUUCUGGAGGCCCACAAGGACAACUGGGUUCAUUGCGGAAACAAGGUCUUAGCCCUAUUGUUCAACAAAAUCAAGAGUUCAGCAUUCAAAAUGAAGAUUUUCCAGCCUUACCUGGAUUCAAAGGUGGCAAUGCUGAUUACUCUAUGGACCUACACCAGAAGGAACAACUUCAUGAUAGUUCUGUUUCUAUGAUGCAGCCUCAACAUUUUUCUAUGGGACGGUCUGCUGGGUUCAAUUUGGGGGCAACAUACUCAUCUCAUCGGCCACAGCAGCAACAGCAACAUGCUCCACCAGUCAGUGGCAGCGGUGGGCCUUUUUCAAGCUUAAAUAACCAAGAUCUACUCCAUUUACAUGGUUCGGAGAUGUUUCCAUCAUCACAUUCAAACUAUCACUCACAGAGCAGUGGACCUCUAGGUUUAGGAUUGAGACCGCUGAAUAGUCCGAGCUCAGUGUCUGGUAUAGGGUCGUACGACCAGGUUCUACAGCAAUAUCAACAGCAUCAGAAUCAAUCACAGUUUCGCCUUCAGCAAAUGUCUGCUGUUGGUCAACCUUACAGGGAUCAAGGAAUGAAGCCCAUGCCGGCUGCCCAGGCAGCUUCAGACCCAUUUGGUUUGCGUGGUUUGUUGAGUGUGAUAAGAAUGAGCGAUCCUGAUUUGACGUCUCUUGCACUUGGAAUUGACCUUACUACGCUAGGAUUGAACUUGAAUUCUACGGAAAAUCUCCACAAAACAUUUGGUUCCCCCUGGUCAGAUGAACCUGCCAAGGGAGAUCCAGAAUUCACUGUGCCCCAAUGUUAUUAUGCUAAACAACCGCCACCACUAAGUCAAGCAUACUUCUCAAAGUUCCAACUGGACACACUGUUCUAUAUUUUUUAUAGUAUGCCGAAGGAUGAAGCGCAACUAUAUGCCGCAAAUGAAUUGUACAAUAGAGGCUGGUUCUAUCAUAGGGAGCAUCGAUUGUGGUUUAUGAGAGUUGCUAACAUGGAGCCUCUUGUAAAGACAAGUGCAUACGAAAGAGGUUCUUACAUAUGUUUUGAUCCAAACACAUGGGAGACAAUUCGCAAGGAUAAUUUUGUUGUCCAUUAUGACAUGUUGGAAAAGAGACCGGCCCUGCCUCAACAUUGAUGAUCUGCUGACUCUGUAAAUCUUCAGGUUCAACUCGUCUUUAGGACAGAAACAGGCUGUUUAAUUCUUCUCCUGCUUGGCCAUUGUAAGCAAUCAUUGCAGCAAUGUUGUCUUUGUUAUUAGCUGUUGUAGUCUCUCUGUAUCUUUUGCAUGGAAUUAAUUAUCGAUACGUAUUAGGACAGUUUCGUUGUAUCUUUCUUUUGCUUAUAUAGUUUUUUAUCAAUUACAGAACAAAUUGCAUUUCAAUUUUUUAGAAUUAAUCUAUUUAGAUAUCUUUAUCCUGGAUUUA